AUGUCGCCGGAUAAAAGGCGAUCGCAUCUGGUCACCAACUGUGAAACGUUGACACAAUCGUCGGCACUAAAGAGGAACAUCGUGGUCUUGCUUCUGCGACCUUUUGUCAUAUACUUGCCAAGUGGUACCUACCUGAGUGCUUACCUUUGGCAUUACACUGGUAAAGACGUGAUGGACUUACAUAUGUAUCCGUCUGCGACCGACACUUUUCAUACACGCGGGUUAUGUGGGACACUCAACGGACGAACGGACGAUGACUUUACUCAACCAGAUGGACAAAUUACGGGAGAUAAUAAUAUCUUCUCCCAAUCAUGGAGUGUUAAUGACCAGGAUGAAAAUCUCAUUACGAUGUCUGCUGACGCUCUUCAAAAAUUGACCAUCUGGAACAGAACCGAAAAUAUACAGUUCUGUACAUGUAAUGGACCGUCACACAACAUUUCCUGUACACAUGAUGCUAUAGCAACGUGUGUUAGGGAUGACGAAUCUCCCGUAGUGAAACAGAACCGAUGUCGGAACAGGAGGUCAAGGUCUUUACGCCCCAUCUCUGUGAUAACGAACACAACAGAACAACCCAUAGUGACCAUGCCACUACAAAUAUGGAAUACUACCACAGCAACAGAUUACUGUGAAAAAUUUCUGCGAGGUUCAACAUCAUUUGAAACCUGUGCCAAACAAGUCCCAGCAACAGACCCGUCCAAUUCUGUCGACACAUGUGUGCUUGAUAUUAUGGUGACACAAACAACCAUGUGGGCUACCUCCGCGAGGGAAUCCCUAAAGUCUGUCUGUCUGAAAGAACUGAAACAGAACACAACGUAUCAUAAGGCAGAUUCGGCUGAUCAGCCAUCUAUUGCUCAGCAAAUCAAGGAAAUCACAUGUCCCAACGAAUGUAGUGGACAUGGACACUGUGAAAAUGGUACCUGCACGUGCGAUACAUAUUUCGGAGCUGCUGACUGUUCUAUUGAUAUUCGAAUACCUCCACACAUAUAUGGUAUCAACCUCGACACGAACAGUACGUGUGAUCUGAACACGUGCCACGUAGCCAUCGUUGAAGGAGAAAAGUUCAUCGAUACCAAAAACCUUACAUGCCAUAAUACUCUAUAUGAAAUAAACCCUGAUGGCAAAGAAACGCUACUAAAUCUCCUAACAACAAAUGCACAAUUCAACACUUUUGUUGAGGUAUUUUGUCCAAUUCCGACUAAGGUGAAACGUUCGGAUAAGCACCACUUUGCUUACAAAUGGUCAGUAGGGGUCAGUAACGACGGGCAGAAUUUCGGACAGGCCUCAGACCUGAUUGUUUACCACGGAGUUUGCCAGAAUGCGAUGCGAAACAACACAACCACGGUGGAAAUGAAAGUAUGA
Molecule: messenger RNA, 1359 nt
Organism: Ylistrum balloti
Lineage: Eukaryota; Metazoa; Mollusca; Bivalvia; Pectinida; Pectinidae
Exons: 7
Coding region: 1-1359 (452 amino acids)
Source: RefSeq, a predicted model, not a curated record